Arabidopsis arenosa is the source of this 4200-nucleotide messenger RNA. Lineage: Eukaryota; Viridiplantae; Streptophyta; Magnoliopsida; Brassicales; Brassicaceae. The record is from the annotation of a GenBank genome assembly.
AUUCCAAUAAACUUACUUUGCUAACUUUAUCAACAAUGGCUCUCAUUUUAGUUGGGGAGAGUCACAAAUCAGUACCUUCGGAUGAGGAGAAAGAAGAGAUGGAGAAGUUACUCAACUAUCUCAAUAAACCUGCAGUCAAAAGUUUCCAUACUGAACAUGGUUAUAUAUUGGAUUGCAUCGACAUUCAAAAACAGCUAGCUUUUGAUCAUCCUUUGCUCAAGAACCAUUCUCUUAAGUUGAAGCCCACAACUAUACCUAAAUGGACCAAAGAUAACAACACUUCUUACAAAUCUAGUUCUUUGCCAUUUCGAGAAGAAGACAUAAGUUGUCCAGUUGGGACAUUCAUUGUCAAAAGGAUUAUACUUGAAGAUCUUAUACAAGCUCAACGUUUGAAAUCCUUAGGAUUCAACUAUCCAGGACAAAUUUCUUCAAAGGACAAGAAAAUUGAUUUAACUGGUCAUCAUUUUGCCACCAUUAGUUACAAAGAUUACCACUAUGGAGCAAAAGGAAACAUUAACGUAUGGAAUCCAAAUGUCUCACCUGAUCAAUUUAGUCUUGCGGCUAUGACUGUCUCAGGCGACGAAGGGUUUCAAAGCAUUACUGCUGGAUGGAUUGCCGAUGGAAAUAAUAAGACUCAUUGCUACAAUACACUAUGUCCUGGUUUUGUGCACGUGAGCACCAAGUAUGCAAUUGGAAUGCUUGUCCAACCAGUUUCCAUUUACGAUGGUCAACAAUAUCAAUUAGAAGUCAGCAUAUAUCAGGAUCAUGUUACAGGAGACUGGUGGUUUGAGCUAAAUAACGAGCCAAUUGGAUACUGGCCAAAAUCAUUGUUCAAACGUCAAGGUUUAGCUGAUGGAGCGAGUGCGGUGGUUUGGGGAGGAGAAGUUUACAGUUCAGUGAAAGAGAAGAGUCCAAGCAUGGGAAGUGGACAUUUCCCACAAGAGGGUUACAAGAAAGCAGCUUAUGUGAAUGGUUUAAAAAUAAUCACCGAUGUAACAAAAGAAGUUUCGAGUCCGUUAGCUUCAGCUUUAAAGACAGUCGCAGACAGUCCAAACUGUUAUAACGUAAAGAAAAUAUUAGGUGUUGUCGCGAAAGCAGCUCAUGAACGCCGAACAAUACCAGCGGAAGAAGAGAAGAAAGAAAUGGAGAGGCAACUCAAAGCUAUCAACAAACCGCCAAUCAAGAGUUUUAAGACUGAACAAGGUGAAAUAUUCGAUUGUAUCGACAUUCACAAGCAACUAGCCUUUGAUCAUCAUCUGCUGAGAAACCACUCUGUUCAGCUAAAGCCAACAAGUGUACCUAAAUGGAUCACAUGCCACAACAAUUCACAAAAAAUUGGUCCUUUGCAGCUUCAGCUAAAGGGAAUAAGUUGUCCACAUGGAACAGUGAUUGUUAAAAGGACUACAAUCCAAGAUCUUAUUAACUCACAACAUUUGAAAUCCAUUGGAUUCAAUAUCCCUAGACAUGUCCUUAGAGAUGGAAACAACAGUGAUUUGACUGGACAUCAUUUUGCAACGGCAGACUAUGAAUAUGACAACAUUGCUGGAGUACAAGGAAACCUUAACCUCUGGGAUCCACAAGUGUCACAUGAUCAAGUUAGUCUUGCAACCAUGGCGAUUGCUGGCGGUCCAAUAAUAGAAGAGCUCUCCAGCAUUUCCGUUGGAUGGAUGGUGAAUCCAUUGUUGUACAAAGAUCACAUUCACUUAUACACUUACUGGACUGCAGAUGGAUAUAAUAAGACAGGAUGCUACGACAUAAGAUGUCCGGGAUUCGUGCAAGUCAGCAAGAGAAUACCACUUGGUGUCCUUCUUCAACCAGUUUCAAUUUAUAAUGGUACACAAAAAGAAAUGGACUUAAGCUUGCAUCAGGAUCGUGUCACGGGAGAUUGGUGGCUUGUAUUUGGAGGAGUGAAUGUUGGGUAUUGGCCACAGUCAUUGUUCAUAGCCUCAGGCUUAGUUAAAGGAGCGGAUCUUGCAUCUUGGGGAGGUCAAGUGUACAGUCCAACGACAGAAAAGAGUCCAAUUAUGGGCAGUGGGCAUUUUCCUAAGGAAGGUUUCGGAAAAGCAGCCUUUGUAAACAAUAUCCAUAUCCUCAAUGGUAAGGGAGAAGCUUUGAUUCCACAAAUCUACACUAUAAAAACACAUGAGAGCAGUCCAAAUUGUUAUAAAGCCAAGUAUGUUCAUGAUGAUGAUGAACCUUGGAUAAGAGCUGUUUACUAUGGAGCUCUAUCUCUCAUUCUAGUUGUAGAGAGUCACAGACCAAUAUUACUAGAAGAUAAUGAAAACGAGUUGGUGAGGUUACUCAACUAUAUCAAUAAACCUCCAAUCAAGAGUUUUCAGUUGACGCCUACAACUAUACCUAAAUGGACCAUACAUAAUAAUAAUGAUUCUCGUUCUGUACCGCUUCGACAAGAUGGCAUAAGUUGUCCACUUGGGACCGUGAUUGUUAAGAGGACCACACCGGACGAUCUUAUACAAGAUCAGCGUUUGAAAGCCAUGGGGUUUAAAUAUUCAACAUAUGUUUCUUUGAAGAGCAAGAACAUUGAUCUGACUGGUUUUCAUUUUGCCGUUGCUCAGUACAAAAAUUCUCAUUAUGGAGCAAAGGGAAACCUUAAUCUUUGGGAACCAGAAGUUUCACCUAAUCAAUUCAGUCUUGCAAGUAUGCUUAUCUCUAGAGGCUUAAAUGAGCAGUUUCAAGGCAUUAGAGCUGGAUGGAUAGAUCAUAUUACAGGAAAUUGGUGGUUGGUGGCAUUCGAUAAUUAUGUUGGAUACUGGCCAAAUUCAUUGUUCACAGAUGUUGGUUUAAGCCAUGGAGCAAGUUAUGUAUCAUGGGGAGGAGAAGUAUACAGUCCAGUGAAAGAGAAGAGUCCAAGCAUGGGAAGUGGACAUUUCCCAGAAGAGGGUUUCAAGAAAGCAGCCUAUGUGAGUGGUAUUGAAGUAGUAGAAGAUAGUAAAUUGGAAGGUUCGAUGGGUCCACCACUUCAUUCUCUAACAACAUUUUCAAGCACCCCAAAUUGUUACAAAGCCAUAAAGAAACCAGGUUCUGAGAGUUACAGAACAAAACAAUUGGAAGAGGAGGAAAACGAUUUGGAGAGAUUACUCAAAAAUAUCAAUAAACCUGCAAUCAAGAGUUUCCGGUUGAGGCCUACGACUAUGCCUAAAUGGACCAUAAAUAAGAACAACAAUUCUGAGAAAGGUGGUUCCCUCCCGUUUAGACAAGAUGGUGUAAGUUGUCCACUUGGAACCGUGAUUGUUAAGAGGACCACACUAGAAGAUCUUAUACAAGCUCGGAGUUUGAAAUCCAUGGGGUUCAAAUCUUCAAGAUAUGUUUCUUCAAAGGGAGAAAACAUUGAUCUAUCUGGUUAUCAUUUUGCUGUGGCUCAAUACAAAAAAUUUCAUUAUGGAGCAAAGGGAAACCUUAACAUCUGGGAACCGGAAGUUUCACCUAAUCAAUUCAGUCUUGCAAGUAUCACUAUCUCUGCAGGAUCAAAUGAACAGUUUCAAGGCAUUAGAGCUGGAUGGAUAGUGUACCAAUGGCUAAACAAGAAUCAUAGUCGCUUAUACACAUAUUGGACUGCAGAUGGAUUUACGAAGACAGGUUGCUACAAUCUAUUAUGUCCUGGUUUUGUACAAGUGAGCACCGAUAUCCCACUUGGCUACCUUCUUCAACCAGUUUCCAUUUACGGUGGCAAACAAUAUGAAGUAGGCAUCAACAUGUAUAAGGAUCAUAUUACAGGAAACUGGUGGUUGGUGGCGUUCAAUAAUAAUUAUGUUGGAUACUGGCCAAAAUCAUUGUUCACAGAUGUUGGUUUAGGACAUGGAGGAAGUUUGGCCUCAUGGGGAGGAGAAGUAUACAGUCCAGUGAAAGAGAAGAGCCCAAGCAUGGGAAGUGGACAUUUCCCAGAGAAAAGAAGUUACACGAAAGUAGCCUAUAUGAAUGAUUUUGUAGUAUAUAAUGAUCUUGGAUCUGUAGGUGUGACUCCACCACUUGAUACUCUAAAGACAUUCUCAAGCACUCCGAAUUGUUACAAAGUCAAAAAGGACCAACCACUGUUUGGUAAAGUUUGGGAUGACGCUAUCUUUUAUGGAGGACCAGGAGGAUGCACAUUCUAGUUAUCAUGUUCUUAAUAUCUCUCGGCAUUAAUUAAGUAUCCUCUGCUUUUUCACUUUUUAAGUUGAAAAAUAAAACUUGGAUCUUAUU